AUGACUUUCACGCUGCAACCAAGAUGGCUGGUCGCUCUCCUCGCCCUGUCCUCGAUGUCUCCACAUACAGCAGCCUUCCAAUCCGACCUUCAGCAACAGCCAUUUCGGAUAUCGUCUACUACUCAGCCUUUAGGUCCCACAACAUAUGGAAAGGCCCAGCGAGUCGCCGUCAUUGGUGCAGGCGCCGCCGGAUCAAGCACUGCAUACCACCUACAACAAUACGCUGCCAAUGCCACGAUUCCCCUCGACAUCACCAUCUUCGAAGCGUCAUCCCGGGUUGGAGGCCGCACAACCACCGUCAACGCUCUGGAUGAUCCUCGCUACCCUGCUGAGCUAGGUGCUUCGAUCUUCGUCUCGGUGAAUCACAUUCUGGUCGACGCGGCGGAAGAGUUCGACCUCGAAGCUCUCGAAGCGGGCGCUGCUCGGCCAAGUGAAAGUAAAUACGAGAUUGGAAUCUGGGAUGGAAAGGAGUUUGUCUACAAAUCUAUGAACGAUGAUCUUGGCUUUUUGAACCUGGUCAAGCUAUUCUGGCGAUAUGGUCUGGCUCCCCUCAAGACGCAGAGGUUGAUGAAGAGCACGGUCGCCAAGUUUCUGAAGAUGUAUGAUGAGCCGGAGUUUCCUUGGAAGAGUUUGACAGAUAUGGUUUCGCGGGUUGGAUUGUUGGAUACGACAGCCAGCACCGGGUGGCAAUUCCUCAAGAGUAACGGUGUGGGAGAGAAAUUCGGAAAUGAGAUCAUCCAGGCAAGUACACGGGUGAAUUAUGGGCAAAAUUUGGGAUUGAUUCACGGGUUAGAGACAAUGGUUUGUAUGGCUACAGACGGGGCAAUGGCGGUAGAGGGCGGCAACUGGAGAAUCUUUGAUGGAAUGGUGAAGAAGAGUCGGGCACAUCUCCGGCUCAAUACUUCUGUGGAAGAAAUCACCAGGCUUGAAGAAGGUGGGUAUCAGCUGUCCCUAUCAAAGAAGGAAAGGCACGGUGUGCGGACUCAAACAGAGGAUCGCUUCGAUUCAAUCGUCCUCGCUGCACCUUUUCAAUAUACCGGGAUCAAGGUAUCACCCGCUUUACCUCAUCAACCAGACGAAAUCCCUUACGUGACGCUAUACGUCACUCUCCUUGUCUCGCCGCAUCGUCUGAGCCCGAAAUUCUUCUCAACUCCCACAUCACCACUGGCCGACCAGGACUUCGACUCCAUCCCUGAAAUAGUCAUUACCACUCUCCCAGCCGGUCUCGAUCUUGGCUCUUCGCCGGAAGGUGUGGGACCCACGAAAUUCUGGUCUGUCAGCACCCUCCGCAGCAUCCCGGUCAACGGCUCGGCACAGUAUCUGUACAAAAUUUUCUCGCCCCAGCCCAUGAACGCAACAUUUCUAUCCCGACUCCUCGACUUUUCUGUCGAGGCCAAGGAGGACGGCAACGACAGUGUUGACAAUGUGGACAAGCGGCAUAUCUCAUGGUCGUACGAAAAGAAGUGGCACUCCUAUCCAUAUGAGUACCCGCGCGUGACGUUUGAGGACUUGAAUCUGGAUGCAAAGGGAUUGUGGUAUACGAGUGGAAUCGAAUCGUUUAUCAGCACCAUGGAAACGAGCGCGCUGAUGGGAAAGAAUGUGGCGAAGCUGAUUGUGAAUGAGCUGGUUGAGAAGAGCGGAAGUGACCUGAAUUGA
Molecule: messenger RNA, 1656 nt
Organism: Endocarpon pusillum Z07020
Lineage: Eukaryota; Fungi; Ascomycota; Eurotiomycetes; Verrucariales; Verrucariaceae
Exons: 1
Coding region: 1-1656 (551 amino acids)
Biological process (GO): prenylated protein catabolic process; prenylcysteine catabolic process
Molecular function (GO): prenylcysteine oxidase activity
Source: RefSeq, a predicted model, not a curated record